AACCCGGAAGCCCAACCCGGAAGCGUUGUGCUGUCGAAAGUGUGUCUCUUCCCUGACGACCACGUGCUCGACGGACAACAACAGUGUUUUCUCGCGCCCUCAUUGGUCCACAGGUGAUUACCGGGAUCGGCUGUAAGUAGAUUCCACAGAGAGGUGAAGGUUUAAAGAAAGUGGGUCAGACUUGUUUCAGAGAGACAUCACUUCCUCGUCCUCUUCUUCUCCCGGUGAACAACGUGGAGGUGUAGAAGAGAAUGAGUUAAACUAAAGUUGGACUGUUGUUGUGAGGAGCGGGUCUUGAGGGUGGGGCAGCCAUGGUGGAGGUGUUCACCGGGAGGACCCUCCUCAACAAAGACGGGGACUUCGUGGACCCGGAGGAGGCGCUGAGGAACAAGGUGGUGGGGAUCUACUUCUCUGCCGGGUGGUGUCCGCCCUGUCGGGACUUCACCCCCGUCCUGUGUGACUUCUACACGGAGCUGGUGGAGGAGGGCGAACCUCCGGCACAGUUCGAGAUAGUGUUCGUCUCCUCCGACAAGACGAGCGAUGACAUGGUGGAAUAUUAUCACGACAUGCACGGAGACUGGCUGGCUCUGCCCUGGACCGACGACUACAGACAUGAGUUGAAGCAGCGCUACAAGAUCACAGCGGUGCCCAAACUGGUGAUCGUGAAGGAGAACGGUGAUGUGAUCACGGACAAGGGCCGGAAACAGAUCAGAGACCGAGGCCUGGCCUGCUUCAGGUCCUGGCUGGACGCUGCAGAGGUCUUUCAGAACUUUAAGGGUUAGGAAACAACUUCACGUUAGGUAACUACAGCGAGAACUGAGCGAAACCAAAGACUUCCUGUGUCAGGGGUUAAAGGGAUAAGAAGGAUCCAGAAGCAUUACUGUUACACAAAAAUCUGUUUAAUUACUGAGAUUUUUUUUUUUUUUUUUUGCUUUUUCUUGUUAAAUAUUGGACACAUAAACUCUUAAGCACUGUAAAAUCCUGCAAAAAGAAACACUUAGAAACAUCAUUAGAUCUUUUAGUUUGUUUUUAAUCAAACAUCCUAUGCAUUUAAGAGAAAUCUCAGGCUUUUGUGUUGUGGGUCUUUAGGAAAUCUUUUCUUUAUUGUUAAUAAUAGAAGCCAGCUACAGUACCUUUGCAGUUCAUUAAAAAGGAUAUUGAACUUAUGUUCUUUUCAAGCUAUUGCACUAAUUUAACGUACAGCUAAAUCUCACCUACAGUGAUAGACACCUCUUGCCUUUGUAUGUUUCCAAAAGUUUGACUUGUAGUUCUAAAUUGAGCUGCCUUUAUAUUUUUUAUAUCCUGUUUUUUUAUGAGUUGCAAAGAAUGUUAACUGUUCAAAAUAUACAUAUAUAUAUAUUCUGUGAAUUUUUGCACCGAUUCAUUUUUAUUGUCUGCAUCAAACAUUUUGGACGUUGUGUACAUCCAACGCUUUACAACCAGAGUAAUUCCCCUUUGCCUCGUUAAAAUGCAGAAAGCCCACAGGACAUUGUUUCCAACAUGCUGGCACAUCCACAUCCCUAAUUGCCUUUUUUCCCUUGUGCAGCCUGACACUGCUGUUAUCACUUUGUACAUAAAAACAUCCAACAUGUGUGAUGACAUUAUAAUGAUCCAGCUCGGGCCGACCUCUCCAGCUCGUUCUGCUGUGUUUUAUUAAAAGCUGCAGAUUUCAGAAGAACACCAAGUCACACCAGGUCGAGCCCAGAGGCUUUGUUCAUUUACGUCGUCCUUAAUCACAGGCGUGUCUCCGAGGGCUGUUCAGAGAAAGAGCUUUAGAUCUUGCAGAAUAAAGUGAUGCAGCUCCUCGAGGAGGAAUAGACGUAAAAUGAAGAAAAAAGCAAAUUCUGCCUCUUAGAGACACAACUGCACUUCAAAGUAGAUAUGUAUAACCCAGAAGAAAGUAAUCUUCAGUGAUCCACAGUAGUUAACGCCAUAUUUUCUCUGGUGUGCCCCUUUUCAGAUUUUUGAAGGCUGCUGUUUCAUUUACUACCACACGGGGUCACUAUGUUGUCAUAUUUGAAAUCAAUAAGGAGUUAAUUCUGUUGAUUUUUUUCUGCAUUUAGAUCAGUUUACCCAUGAUUCUCACACUCACCUGAUGUGUACAUAGUGCAAAUACAUGUCCGCAAACAUCAACAGCAGUUUGAUCGAUUUAACGUUUUAUAAUUUAUUCCAAGGCUCACGAUGAUGUGGUUUCUCACCCAAUUUAAGUCCCCCACUCUGCUCCAGGUUAAUGUGACUAUACAGUUUGAGUUUCUGCAGCAUGAUGUAUUUGCACUGUGAUACUAAUACUACACUGUUUUUAUUAGCUCACUUUUCUGUCAAAUCCGUGCAUGGAUUAGUGAGUGGGCCAAGAGGCACAGGCCCAGAGGCCCCAAGGGAUCAGAGCCUCAGCAUGAAGUGGCUG
Molecule: messenger RNA, 2404 nt
Organism: Paralichthys olivaceus (Japanese flounder)
Lineage: Eukaryota; Metazoa; Chordata; Actinopteri; Pleuronectiformes; Paralichthyidae
Gene: nxnl2
Product: nucleoredoxin like 2
Biological process (GO): photoreceptor cell maintenance; sensory perception of smell; visual perception
Source: RefSeq, a predicted model, not a curated record